AUGACCAGACGGACUAAAGGCGGAAAAGGAAAGAUCAGGCAAAACAGGGAACGGAAAACCAAACUAACCGAACCGACCGACCGCGAAACACGAACGAAUCAAAGACAAGCACCCCUGAAAAGGGACAAACACAAAGCACGAAACGAAGAAAAACGGAAAAAGACGCGAACGAACCAAGAAACACUGACCCAUGAAAACGAAAAGAACCAGAAACGUGUAACCAAAAAAUCAAAGAAAACGGAAACAAUAAACAAUAACAAUAAAACACUAACAAACGAGCAGAGCAGACGAGAAGACGGAAACGAAUCGAAAAGACGCCGACCAUCGAACCCAAACAAGUCCGACGAACGAAAACGGAAAAAUCAAACGAAACGGACGAAACGCGAAACAAAAAAGUCA
Messenger RNA from Ceratina calcarata, 399 nucleotides. Its product is annotated as pre-intermoult gene 1 protein-like. NCBI's taxonomy places the organism in Eukaryota, Metazoa, Arthropoda, Insecta, Hymenoptera, Apidae. The transcript is spliced from 4 exons. The record is from RefSeq and is a predicted model, not a curated record. The annotation marks the transcript as partial.